Messenger RNA from Bolinopsis microptera, 2604 nucleotides. Its product is annotated as WAG22 antigen-like. The record is from RefSeq and is a predicted model, not a curated record. The transcript is spliced from 2 exons. Lineage: Eukaryota; Metazoa; Ctenophora; Tentaculata; Lobata; Bolinopsidae. The coding region runs from base 1 to 2604 and encodes 867 amino acids.
AUGUUCAACGGAAUCCUCAUUUCCGCCGGAGGUUCUUACAGUGUAACUCUUCCUAGUGGUGCCACUGUUAUCGUCUCUGGAGCUGCCAUCUCACCAAACCCAAGCAAUCCAGGAAGUGUCCUAGUUGCAUAUGGUGGAUCAGUGCACGUCGUAUUUGUUGUUUCUGCUGCUGGAGGUGCUGGACCUUCAUCCGGUCCUUCUGGAGCUGGACUUAUUUCACCAUCUGGAGGUGCCGGUGGACUAUACGGUCCUGGUGCUGGUGGUGCUGGAGGUGCCGGUCAAUACGGUGCUGGUUCUGGUGCAGGAGUUGGUCCCUCUAUCGACAUUGAUAUUUACUCCGGAGGUGCUGGAGGCGCUGGAGCAGGUAUGUAUGGCUCUGGUGCAGGAGGUGCUGGUGCUGCUGGAGGUGCAGCUCCUACUGCAGGUGGUGCUGGCUUCAAUUUCAACGGAAUCCGCAUUCAGGCCGGAGGUUCUUACAGUGUAACUCUACCUAGUGGUGCCACUGUUAUCGUCUCUGGAGCUGCCAUCUCACCAAACCCAAGCAAUCCAGGAAGUGUCCUAGUUGCAUAUGGUGGAUCAGUGCACGUCGUAUUUGUUGUUUCUGCUGCUGGAGGUGCUGGACCUUCAUCCGGUCCUUCUGGAGCUGGACUUAUUUCACCAUCUGGUGGUGCCGGUGGACUGUACGGUCCUGGUGCUGGUGGUGCUGGAGGUGCCGGUCAAUACGGUGCUGGUUCUGGUGCAGGAGUUGGUCCCUCUAUCGACAUUGAUAUUUACUCCGGAGGUGCUGGAGGCGCUGGAGCAGGUAUGUAUGGCUCUGGUGCAGGAGGUGCUGGCGCUGCUGGUGGUGCCGGAGGUGCUGGUGGAUUCAUGUUCAACGGAAUCCUCAUUUCCGCCGGAGGUUCUUACAGUGUAACUCUACCUAGUGGUGCCACUGUUAUCGUCUCUGGAGCUGCCAUCUCACCAAACCCAAGCAAUCCAGGAAGUGUCCUAGUUGCAUAUGGUGGAUCAGUGCACGUCGUAUUUGUUGUUUCUGCUGCUGGAGGUGCUGGACCUUCAUCCGGUCCUUCUGGAGCUGGACUUAUUUCACCAUCUGGUGGUGCCGGUGGACUGUACGGUCCUGGUGCUGGUGGUGCUGGAGGUGCCGGUCAAUACGGUGCUGGUUCUGGUGCAGGAGUUGGUCCCUCUAUCGACAUUGAUAUUUACUCCGGAGGUGCUGGAGGUGCUGGAGCAGGUAUGUAUGGCUCUGGUGCAGGAGGUGCUGGCGCUGCUGGUGGUGCCGGAGGUGCUGGUGGAUUCAUGUUCAACGGAAUCCUCAUUUCCGCCGGAGGUUCUUACAGUGUAACUCUACCUAGUGGUGCCACUGUUAUCGUCUCUGGAGCUGCCAUCUCACCAAACCCAAGCAAUCCAGGAAGUGUCCUAGUUGCAUAUGGUGGAUCAGUGCACGUCGUAUUUGUUGUUUCUGCUGCUGGAGGUGCUGGACCUUCAUCCGGUCCUUCUGGAGCUGGACUUAUUUCACCAUCUGGUGGUGCCGGUGGACUGUACGGUCCUGGUGCUGGUGGUGCUGGACAAUACGGUGCUGGUUCUGGUGCAGGAGUUGGUCCCUCUAUCGACAUUGAUAUUUACUCCGGAGGUGCUGGAGGCGCUGGAGCAGGUAUGUAUGACUCUGGUGCAGGAGGUGCUGGCGCUGCUUGUGGUGCUGGAGGUGCUGGUGGAUUCAUGUUCAACGGAAUCCUCAUUUCCGCCGGAGGUUCUUACAGUGUAACUCUACCUAGUGGUGCCACUGUUAUCGUCUCUGGAGCUGCCAUCUCACCAAACCCAAGCAAUCCAGGAAGUGUCCUAGUUGCAUUUGGUGGAUCAGUGCACGUCGUAUUUGUUGUUUCUGCUGCUGGAGGUGCUGGACCUUCAUCCGGUCCUUCUGGAGCUGGACUUAUUUCACCAUCUGGUGGUGCCGGUGGACUGUACGGUCCUGGUGCUGGUGGUGCUGGAGGUGCCGGUCAAUACGGUGCUGGUUCUGGUGCAGGAGUUGGUCCCUCUAUCGACAUUGAUAUUUACUCCGGAGGUGCUGGAGGCGCUGGAGCAGGUAUGUAUGACUCUGGUGCAGGAGGUGCUGGCGCUGCUUGUGGUGCUGGUGGAUUCAUGUUCAACGGAAUCCUCAUUUCCGCCGGAGGUUCUUACAGUGUAACUCUACCUAGUGGUGCCACUGUUAUCGUCUCUGGAGCUGCCAUCUCACCAAACCCAAGCAAUCCAGGAAGUGUCCUAGUUGCAUAUGGUGGAUCAGUGCACGUCGUAUUUGUUGUUUCUGCUGCUGGAGGUGCUGGACCUUCAUCCGGUCCUUCUGGAGCUGGACUUAUUUCACCAUCUGGUGGUGCCGGUGGACUGUACGGUCCUGGUGCUGGUGGUGCUGGAGGUGCCGGUCAAUACGGUGCUGGUUCUGGUGCAGGAGUUGGUCCCUCUAUCGACAUUGAUAUUUACUCCGGAGGUGCUGGAGGCGCUGGAGCAGGUAUGUAUGGCUCUGGUGCAGGAGGUGCUGGCGCUGCUGGUGGUGCCGGAGGUGCUGGUGGAUUCAUGUUCAACGGAAUCCUCAUUUCCGCCGGAGUGUCCUAG